GAAAAAAGUGAUUAAAUGAGAACGGCGCGCCACUUUGUGAAGUCGAAAUCUGCCAUGGCAAAUUGUUGUUCACUGGCAUUCACUAAAUUUUCGUUUUUCGGUCGAAGUACACACGUGUUAAAACGGUUGCAGUUGACGUCGGCAUAUCAAAAGUUCGCUAUAAUAAAUCCUGAAAAUUACUCACAGUCUUUUCAGAAGCGUUUAAUUUCACAUUCUAUAGCAUUAUCUCAAGUUUCGAAACAGAUCAAAGAGAACAAGAACAGCUAUAAAAUGUCGGAAUAUACAAUCAUCGAAAAAGGAGCACCUAACUCAACUAAUUACAGCAUCUACAUAAAAAAUUCGGCUGGAACUAUCGUUUCGCCCUUGCACGACAUUCCAUUGUAUGCCAAUGACACGAAAACCAUCCUUAACAUGGUUGUGGAAAUUCCUAGAUGGACAAACGCAAAAAUGGAGAUUAGCACAAAGACCCCACUGAAUCCCAUUAAACAGGAUGUUAAGAAGGGUAAACUGCGCUUUGUAGCUAACUGUUUCCCACACAAAGGUUACAUUUGGAACUAUGGCGCAUUCCCACAAACAUGGGAGAAUCCUGGACAUAUCGAGCCAUCCACCGGCUGUAAAGGUGAUAAUGACCCAAUUGAUGUUUUGGAAAUUGGUUAUCGUGUUGCAAAACGUGGUGAAGUAAUACAAGUUAAGGUAUUGGGUACAGUUGCGUUGAUUGAUGAAGGUGAAACCGAUUGGAAAAUUAUUACUAUUGAUGUCAAUGAUCCAUUGGCUGAAAAAAUGAAUGAUAUCGGCGACGUUGAUAAAUAUUUCCCAGGUCUAUUGCGCGCCACUGUCGAGUGGUUCAAAAUCUACAAAAUUCCGGAUGGCAAGCCCGAAAAUAAGUUCGCUUUCAAUGGAGAUGCCAAAUGCGCUGCUUUUGCCAACAAUAUCAUUGAGGAAACAAACAAGUUUUGGCAAGGUUUAAUUACAAAGGAAUUGGACGGUGGCGAAAUUUCAAUCACUAAUACAUCAAACAGUGAUACACCUGGAUACAUUAAACUUGAAGAAGCUGAACAAAUUGUUUCGUCAGCACCUGAAGGUGGUGAGCCCGAAGAAUUGUCGGAUACAGUUGAUAGAUGGCAUUUUGUACAUUUGAAGUAAGGCAAAAAUUCUGUGAUACAGUGACACACUGGCCUUACAAACAACGCUGGCGUCGGGCUAUAUAUUUUCCAUUCAAUAAAAUAAAAGUGUAACUAUUCGUAAAUAUGCUAUACACAUUACCAAUAAACUUAUAUAUGUGUGGGCAUACAUAAAAA
Molecule: messenger RNA, 1298 nt
Organism: Bactrocera tryoni
Lineage: Eukaryota; Metazoa; Arthropoda; Insecta; Diptera; Tephritidae
Gene: Nurf-38
Product: inorganic pyrophosphatase
Exons: 6
Coding region: 16-1143 (375 amino acids)
Biological process (GO): phosphate-containing compound metabolic process
Cellular component (GO): cytoplasm
Molecular function (GO): magnesium ion binding; inorganic diphosphate phosphatase activity
Source: RefSeq, a predicted model, not a curated record